UUCUUUGAGCUUCUUCAGGAGAACCUCAGUGUGAUUUUUUAAAAUCUUUCUUAGCAGCACAAAAUGAAGAUAAAAUGGUCAUUUCAGGCGCAUUAUUUGCUUCUCCUGACACAUGUUAUCAGAGCCCAACAUGAAGUCAUCAUUGAGAAUCAGAAAACUGUCUAUGCCAUGCUCGGUGGCAAUGUGACCCUUCAGUGUUGCAUUCUAAAACAAGGCAGAAUCCAUGUUACACAAACUCAGUGGUCAAAAGUGGAUGGUGUCUCUUCAUCCACGAUAGCUGUACAUAAUCCUACCUAUGGUACUGAAUACUUGCAUUUUGCUGAACUGGGAUACAGCCAUUCUGCAAACUUCAGUCAACAAUGCCACCAUUACCAGAACAGAACUUUCAGCCACAGCCAUUCCACUGCAAGAUAUGCAGAAUGCAGCCAAUGGAGUUUACAGUUGAAUAAUGUUAGUCUGGAACUGGCAGGACGGUAUGAGUGUAGCUUUGCUACGCAUCCAGUUGGAAUCAGAAACUCAGAAAUUAACCUCAUUAUUAUGAAGCCUGUCAAACCAGAAAUCUCUAUUGCCCUCCACAUGAACGUAACUGGAAUGUUGACUCUUACUUGUGCAGUAAGGAAGGCAUUUCCCAAGACAAAUCUCCACUGGUACAUGGACAGAGAGAUUCUGAAGAACAAAUCUGAAGGAAUGUUUCUCAAAAAUGAAGAUAUAAAGGAUGAAGAAGGUUUUCAUGAGAUGAAAUCAUUGCUGACAAUAUGGAAUCCCUCUCAGUCACCUACCGGUAUUCCUCAGAUUUUCACAUGCAUGGCAGUGUACCCUUUCUCAGGAAAUGAACUGAGGAAUGUUUCAUCUGAAGACAUACGGCUUCCUUCUGGGUUUCAGUCUACAACUUUGGCAAGCCCAGAAUUACCGGUAACUAGUCAAGUCACUCCUGGUUCAGAUCCACCCAGAGAAAGACACUGGCAUGCUACUGCAAACCUGCAGAAGACUACUAUUACUAAAGUCUCUAGUUACUCCACAGUGCCACAAAGACUGCAGGAUUCUACCACUGUUCCAUCAAAGGUUUCUGUGCAUGUCACCCGCCAUCAGAUCUUAACACUACCAGGACACAUUUCAUCUACCAAAAGAGUAACUGACCGGAUUUCACAGACUAUCCCUAGUUCUUCACCCACUGUGAAGGGUGAGUUUAAUAUUACUGACAAUUUGUCUGCCACAAAAGUGACUGAACUAACCUCAUUAAUUAGCCAUGGUAACUCCCUCACUGGAAAGGAUGAGUUUAAUAUUACUGGCAUCACUAUGAAUCCAGAACCCCAUCAUUUCUUCUGGCCAGCAUUUGUAGCAGCAUUGCUUUUUGUCUGCUGUCUUUUAAUGGUUUUGGGGAUCAGAAAAUGGUGCCAUUAUCAAAAGGAAAUUAUGAACAGACCACCAUCUUUCAAGCCUCCUCCACCUCCAGUCAAGUACACAUCUAUGCAAGAAUGUGACGGAGCUUACCAAACCUGCCAUCAAUUGGAAAAUCUGUAAUGGGCCUGAAGUGCUCCAGCCAAAUAAUGGAUUCAUUCAUAAUUUUCGAAAUGAAUUGUAAGAGUUCGCUGGUGGUGAUCCAUAUUCCAGUUGUGACUCCCUAACCUUACGUUAAUGCCAAAAGCAUGAUAUUCCCUAAGUACC
Messenger RNA from Sphaerodactylus townsendi, 1665 nucleotides. RefSeq names its product CD96 molecule (gene CD96). Lineage: Eukaryota; Metazoa; Chordata; Lepidosauria; Squamata; Sphaerodactylidae. The transcript is spliced from 12 exons. Bases 64 to 1521 code for a protein of 485 amino acids. Gene Ontology annotation, biological process: inflammatory response; cell-matrix adhesion. The record is from RefSeq and is a predicted model, not a curated record.